Molecule: messenger RNA, 816 nt
Organism: Puccinia triticina
Lineage: Eukaryota; Fungi; Basidiomycota; Pucciniomycetes; Pucciniales; Pucciniaceae
Exons: 5
Coding region: 1-816 (271 amino acids)
Source: RefSeq, a predicted model, not a curated record
AUGUCCGAAAAUGAGAGCCUGGUGGACAAGGUAUGUGCAUCGACCUCCAAUGACAAGGCUUAUAGUAAUUAUGGUAGCAUGGACGGAUUCAUCCGACCGCCGCCGCCCCGAGGUCCUCCACAUAUCACCGUUCCAAGUGAUGCCCAGGAGCUUCCCCCUCCUCUCGCUCAAACCCCCUCAGCUGUGAUCCGCCCAACCCCGCAACCUGUCCACCAACCGCCGCAACCAUACGCAGCUGUCCACCAACCCCUGCAAAAGCCCGCAUCACGUGCCGACCAUUGUCCAGCUCCUGCAGUCCCCGCCCCUCCUCGUCGUGCUCCCCCAGUGGGUAACCACCCACUUGUUGAUUCCAUGCUCGCAUCUGCGCAGCUGUUGGAUACAGACCUUCAGCUAGCGCAGCAACUAUUCAACGCCCCCGAGGAAACCCGCUGGCAAUUACAAGUUGUCAUGUGGUUGACCCAACGCCGCCUCACUGCUGCAUUACCCGCCGCAGCUGACCCCGCCCAUGAGACCGCUCAUGUUUAUUCCCAGGUUUUCCGUACCCGAGUGCGUCAAAGGAUCCAAGAGAUCCUAAUGCAAAGCACACUUGAAUCGUACAGCCGGGCACAAUUGGCAUAUGGGCAAAUCUCUGUGCACUCGCCACUGCCCUUAAUCAAAAGCUACAUAUUAGAGCAGUCUCCAGCUUUCCGGAGACAACACCUUCCCGCGGGGAUUCCCCACAAUCACGAAGCCAUGGCGGGCCUCGCAACCUUCUUGCGCGGAAUGGUCAAGCAUGAGCAAACUCACAUGCGCAACUUGCUCUUGUCAAAUGUUUGA